AUGGGCCACCUCGUUCGACCCCCACCCCCCACCUAUGACAUGGCCCAGAAAGCAGCCCACAAUUCCAUCCUCGACCAAACGAAUUUAAAAGAAACGACAGUACAGGAAGUAAAGAUUCGUGGUUAUUGGGUGGACAACGAUGCUGACGUCAACAAAUAUCUGAAGGUGGUGUUUAUUCCAAACUACAACGUUUCAGUGGCUGAAGUGCUCAUUCCUGGCAGUGAACUGUCACAGCACAUUAGUACUGCAGGCAUGGAAGCAAGUGGAACAAGUAACAUGAAGUUCUCUCUGAAUGGCUGUGUUAUCAUUGGAACUCUCGAUGAAGCCAAUAUUGAAAUCAGAGAAGAAGUGGGACAAGACAACUUCUUCCUUUUCGGUGCCAAAGCAGAUCAGAUUGCUGGUCUGAGGAAGGAAAGGGAAAAUGGCUUGUUCAAGCCAGACCCACGCUUUGAAGAAGCCAAGCAGUUUAUCAGGAGUGGUGCUUUCGGCACCUAUGACUACACUCCUCUCUUGGAUUCCCUUGAAGGGAACACUGGAUUUGGGCGUGGUGACUACUUCCUUGUUGGCUAUGACUUCCCAAGCUACAUUGAGGCACAGGCCCGGGUUGAUGAAGCCUACAAGGACAAGAAGAAAUGGAUCAAGAUGUCCAUCUUGAACACGGCUGGAAGCGGCAAAUUCAGCAGCGACCGCACCAUCGACCAGUACGCGAAGGAGAUCUGGGGCAUUUCGGCCUGCCCUGUUCCAUGAAGAGGAGGCACAAUCAAGAGGCAUUGGACGAUGAUGCUUGGCAGUAAUAAGGAUCUUAUAUGAUCCACGGUGAAUAACCCCUGCUUCCGUUGUAGCUGAGAAGAAUGAAGCAACGUACGAAGCCUGUUGUGUUGUGUAUUCUGCUGCACUUUUGAAGUGCAUAGAGGAUGCGGCUUUUCUUUUGUUAUUUUUCCUUUUUGGUCUGUAACCGUACUAUUUUGAUCCGGAACUGGAAUAGCGGAAUCAUCCAGGUUCCCAAUAAAAUAGUUCAAGUUUUGAUUA
Molecule: messenger RNA, 1029 nt
Organism: Hordeum vulgare subsp. vulgare (domesticated barley)
Lineage: Eukaryota; Viridiplantae; Streptophyta; Magnoliopsida; Poales; Poaceae
Product: alpha-glucan phosphorylase, H isozyme-like
Exons: 7
Coding region: 1-747 (248 amino acids)
Biological process (GO): glycogen catabolic process
Cellular component (GO): cytoplasm
Molecular function (GO): pyridoxal phosphate binding; glycogen phosphorylase activity
Source: RefSeq, a predicted model, not a curated record